CGGUUGCGCUGUACCCAUGUGGGUUCAAUGUUGACUUGCUGCUGUAGAAAGUUGAGGAGUUAACUCUAUACAGUUAUCGUUUACGUUGAAAUUGUGUUUGUCGCCUUUCACCAUGUCUUCGCCUUUUUUUGUAAAGGCGAAACAAAAUCCUAAAUUAGCCAAAAAGGGGAAUAAUACGCUAAAACGAAAGGCUGAUGGAAACUCUGGCGGAAAGAGCAAACUCCGAGCCAAGAAACCCAACUCCAAACACAACGAAGAGAUUUCCAGCGACUCUGAAACAGAGAGCCCUGUAGUGCCCAGGAAGAGACAGUCCAAUGAGGAGAUUGACUAUGAGGAAACACCACAGGAGAAGAAACUUAGAUUAGCCAAACUUUACCUCGAACAGCUAAGGGAAGAAGAGGAGGACAAAGCAGAAAAAGACAACUUUGAGACGGAGCUGAUUGCUGGAAGACUUCAAGAAGAAGUGCUUGAACAGAAAGGAAAGCUUCAGCGACUUAUUGCCAAAGAUCUCAUUCCACCAGAUGCUUCAGAGAUCAGGGUAUUAAGAGGACACAAACUUCCAAUUACCUGUCUAGUCAUCAGCUGUGAUGACAAGUACAUCUUUUCUGCUGCCAAAGACUGCUCCAUCAUGAAAUGGGAUGUUGAGAGCGGCAAGAAACUGCACACAAUACCUGGUGGAAGGAAAGGUACAGAGGAUCGGCAUGUCGGACACACAGCCCAUAUCCUGUGUUUGGCUAUAUCAUCAGAUGGAAAAUACUUGGCCUCUGGAGACAUGAACAAACUGAUCAUGAUCUGGGAGGCAGAGACAUGUAAACAUCUGUAUAAAUUCACAGGACACAAAGGCCCUGUGUCGGGUCUGUCAUUCAGGAAGGGAACUCAUGAUCUGUACAGCGCCUCUCACGAUCGCUCAGUAAAGGUGUGGAACGUGGACGAGAAUGCAUAUGUGGAAACUCUCUUCGGGCACCAGGACGCCAUCACAGGGCUGGACAGCCUGAGCCGCGAGCGCUGCGUGACAGCAGGAGGAAGGGACCGCUCAGUGAGGGUGUGGAAGAUAGCCGAGGAAUCUCAGCUGGUGUUUCACGGUCACGAAGGCUCCAUUGAUUGUAUCCAGCUAAUAAAUGAGGAGCACAUGAUAACAGGAGCUGAUGAUGGCUCCGUGUCUCUGUGGAGUGUCAACAAGAAGAAGCCUCUCAGCACAGUGAAGCAGGCUCACGGUUGCCAUGGUGACGCGGGGCUGGAGCAGCCUCACUGGGUCGCUUCAGUAGCGGCGCUUCAGAACUCGGAUACUGUCGCCUCAGGUGCUUCUGGCUGUUCGCACAACUCUCAGGUGCAGCUGUGGAAGUGUGGCCAGAAUUACCGUGGGCUGCAGCCGCUAUUCAGUGUACCAGUGCCCGGGUUCGUCAACAGUCUGAAGUUUUCGAGCUCUGGUCAGUUCUUGGUGGCAGGAGUUGGACAGGAGCACAGGUUGGGCCGAUGGUGGAGACUAAAAGAUGCCAAGAACGGGAUCUAUAUUAUUCCUCUCAAAAGGAAACCUCCAAAUUCAGAGGAAGCCAGCAGGACUGAAUAGUGAACUGUUAAGUGUCCUUUGUUUUGUACAUUAAAGGUUUUAUAACUGCC
This is a messenger RNA of Epinephelus fuscoguttatus (brown-marbled grouper), 1617 nucleotides long. It is a transcript of the gene rrp9, whose product is annotated as ribosomal RNA processing 9, U3 small nucleolar RNA binding protein. NCBI's taxonomy places the organism in Eukaryota, Metazoa, Chordata, Actinopteri, Perciformes, Serranidae. The coding region runs from base 113 to 1567 and encodes 484 amino acids. The record is from RefSeq and is a predicted model, not a curated record. The transcript is spliced from 15 exons. Gene Ontology annotation, cellular component: small-subunit processome. Gene Ontology annotation, molecular function: protein binding; snoRNA binding.